This is a messenger RNA of Lactuca virosa, 1419 nucleotides long. Lineage: Eukaryota; Viridiplantae; Streptophyta; Magnoliopsida; Asterales; Asteraceae. The record is from the annotation of a GenBank genome assembly.
UGCCGGGUACCUCACAUAUGAUUAUAAUACAAUAUUGAGUAGGAGAUUGAAGUGUGCUAUUUGGUCACGUCUCGUAAUAUAUAUAAAGGCAGAAACACAUUCUCCUCCACCUCAACUCAAAUGAUUUUAGCUUUACUCUUAAUACAAACAAAAAAAACCUACACAAAGUCAGAAAUCAACAGAACAACCAUGGAGGUUUAUGAAGAUGAAGAUAUAGUGAUUGUUGGUGCUGGGUUAGCUGGUCUCACUACUGCCUUGUCUCUUCACAGAUUGGGUUUGAAGAGCUUGGUGUUGGAGUCAUCAGAGAGCUUGCGAAUUACCGGAUUCGCCCUUACACUAUGGACCAAUGCUUGGAAGGCACUCGAUGCGGUUGGAAUCGGGGAUUCCCUAAGACAAAAGUCUACCCAAAUGAAAGGAUUCAAGAUCGCAUCUCCUGAUACUGGACUUUUUACUUCACAACAAGCUCUCGACAAAGAUGGAAAAUUCAAAGGUUAUGAAAGCCGAUGUGUUAAGCGAAAGGAUUUAAUGGAGACAUUAGUCAAGGAGCUUCCACCAGGCACCAUUAGAUACUCUUCCAAGGUCGUCACCAUUGAUGAACACGAUCGCUUCAAGCUCGUGCACUUAGCCGAUGGCACCAUUCUCAAAACCAAAGUCUUGAUUGGAUGCGAUGGAGUUAACUCAGUGGUGGCAAAAUGGUUGGGUCUCGGGUCACCCGUGAGUGUCGGGAGGUCAGCUAUUCGGGGCUUGGUUGAGUUCCCAAAUGGGUCGGGUUUUGACCCAAUGUUUCAUGUCAACUUUGGAGGUGGUGUACGCUAUGGUUUUCUUCCCGUUGAUGACAAGACUGUCUACUGGUUUUGCACCUUCACCCCAUCUCAAGUUCCAUCUUAUGAAGAAGAUUGGUAUGAAAACCCUAUAAAAAUGAAGCAAUUUGUAUUGAGUCAGAUAAACAAGAUGCCUCAAGAAGCACAAGAUGUGGUGGAAAGAACAUUGAUAACUAGCAUAUCUUUGUCGCCAUUAAAGUUCAGAUUACCAUGGAAUGUUUUAUUUGGAGACAUAGUGAAAGACAAUGUUUGUGUAGCUGGGGAUGCCCUUCAUCCAAUGACUCCUGAUAUAGGUCAAGGUGGGUGUUCAUCGUUAGAAGAUUCGGUAGUUCUUGGAAGGUGUAUUGGGGAGGCUCUUUUGAAAAAAGUUGAUGGAAAAGAUGAUGAGUUUGAGAGGAUUGAAAAGGGUUUGAAGAAAUAUGGAAAGGAAAGGAGGUGGAGAAGUUUUAGUUUGAUUAGUGUGGCUUAUUGUGUGGGGUUUAUGCAAGAGAGCAAGGGUAUGAUGAUGAGUUUCUUGAGGAAAGUGUGGUUUUCAAAAUAUACACCUAGUGCUUUUCUUAAGAUGGCUAAUUUUGAUUGUGGUGAUCUUGUAAUAUGA